UACUAAAGCAUUCAGAUUACCGUAUGCGUUGGUUUUUUUCCCUGCAUUGCAUUUUUUCACUAGUUUCACCAGACAGUUUUCUUUUGCAAGAUUUCAUUUGAUUUUUCCGAACUAUUGUGGUCAUACCUUUUGAUUGCUGUUGAUAACAGUGAUUUAUUGUCACUUGUUCUCAUUCAGUACGCUUACACUGUGAUGCGAUUCAUCUUUAUACGGCAGAAGUCAGAACCAUACCGCCUUAUCUGUGCGUAUCGCAUAUCAGCUGUUAAGUCCUUACCGCAGGCGCAAAACUGCUUUUGAUGUCGACAGUGGAAAUUCAUACAGCUGACGUUACGUAAUACAGAAUACUCUGCAUUCUCGAUUCCAUAAUAUAUUUCACAGCUCCGCUGUGUUUCUCCUUCGUCUGUUCACCCUCGAUUACCUGCGCUCGCGGAUUCCCGUUUCUCUGCGAAAAUGGUUUUUGGGAUUGAUAAAGUCUUGACAGGCAUCGUCAAGUACCACCAGACUGUCCGCUCGGGAAUGGUGGAGCAGUUUAAGCGCGUUCGCGAUAAUCCCAUCCCCUCGGUGCUGAUGUAUACCUGCAUGGAUUCCCGUAUGAUUCCGUCCCGUUUCACCCAGACGAAUGUGGGAGAGAUGUUCAUUGUGCGGAAUGCUGGCGUGCUGAUACCACACCAUAAAUAUUACGGAAGCGAUGCCACUAUAACAACUGAACCUGGAGCGAUGGAGCUGGCUUGUGUGAUAAACGCAGUCCAGGAUGUGAUAGUUUGCGGACAUUCAGAUUGCAAGGCGAUGAAUCUCCUGCAGAAUCUACGGAGCGAAGGCCUAACGGAUCCGGCGCAAGUCCGUGAGUCACCGCUGCGUUCCUGGCUGCUGCGCUACGGCGGCGACUCAUGGACGCACUUCGAGACGAUGCUGCGCGCCGAGAAGAACCGACUGGUAUUCAUGGAAGGCCAUCAUGCACAUGAAGCGGUAAUUGAUCCAAAAAACCAAUUUGUCACCGCCGAUAAGUUCUCACAAGUCAGUACACUGCAUCAACUGGAGAAUAUUACGUCCUAUCCCUUCAUGCAGCGCCUGGUCGAUGGCGGUCUGGUCCGUCUGCAUGCCAUGUGGUUUGACAUCUACACCGGGAAUAUCUUCUACUUUAGUAAGCCGCAUAAAAUGUUCGUGGAGAUCACCGAAGAGAACUGGGAUGAUUUUCUGGAUGAGAAAGAACGGGAAGCUAUUAGCAAACAGGUUAAAUAUGGCCUAAUGCGAAAAAUAGCUCUUUAGUGUUGUGUUAUGGCUCUCAUACGAUUACAAUGCUAAGAGAGAAUCGGAGAUUAGGCUUCCGCGAAAGUUUCUAUUUUUAUGCUUUUAUUUUUGAAAAAAAAAAAAUAAUGGUUUCCGCUUUUUUUCCUAUGCAAUCUCGGUGGUAUUAUAGCGCUCUUAACGGUGUGUUUUUCAUGUCAAGAAAGAAAAGGGAGUGCUGUGAGAAAUUGUGAGAAUGUAUGACCUUUUGAAUGCGUUAGUUGGAGGCGUGUGGGUUGAAACUUGGAGCGAGUGGACAAAAGUUGUCACUGAAUUGUUCCUUUAUUUAUUUUAUUCUCUUCUGUAUAUCUGUUGCUCAUUGAAAAUUUUCGGUUGUUCUGCGGACACUGAAUUGAAAUUCUGUGUACGUUGCCGUUGAUAGUCAGAUUGACAUAUUGUUUGCCAUAAACAUUGCUUGCAUUUCUCCACUUUUUGCCUUGUAUUGGUAAAAUAAUAUUUUGCUAAUUUCUCUGUCUUGUCUCGCGUUGGCUGUUCGGCGCUGUUGUCGCUCGAUGAGUUCAUAAUGCCGGUUUGGACAGGAAGCCAAACAGAGUGUCCCGAAAUGUCGGCCAUGAUCAUGAAUAAAAAGUGUCUUGG
Messenger RNA from Paramacrobiotus metropolitanus, 1881 nucleotides. Its product is annotated as beta carbonic anhydrase 1-like. NCBI's taxonomy places the organism in Eukaryota, Metazoa, Tardigrada, Eutardigrada, Parachela, Macrobiotidae. Gene Ontology annotation, molecular function: zinc ion binding; carbonate dehydratase activity. The record is from RefSeq and is a predicted model, not a curated record. The coding region runs from base 451 to 1266 and encodes 271 amino acids. The transcript has 4 exons.